ACAAACUGAACGCCCUGUCUUGAGUUCGUCGCUGUUGUAUUAUAUAACUUUAACUUACUCAUGGCUUUAGCCAGCAAGAAGCGAACACUGCGCUUCUGAUCUGACGACCAACGCGGAUUAAUCCCGGGGAUCUGUAGCAACUGACUCAUCGAUCACUUUUAUUUUAUUUUUUUCCCCCCUGCCGGUGACGUGCACGAAAAGUUGUUGACGGAUCCGCGAGACGGCGCACACAGCAGCGACAUUGUUGCUCGAAAUACCGCAGAGACCGUUUCCCUGCCGUAUGGAGAAGAGCACCGCGGCGCGUUCUCUAAAUAUUCACAACAGCAGCUUUUUAAGUGUUUGAAGUGUGUUCGUAUGAGGGAAAUUGCGCGAUUCCUCUCACUUUCUUUGCCCUCCCGCAACUUGGGUUGACGGGAGAUGACCUAACCGUCGGAGUGCAUGUUUUUGUCACAACAGAAUGAAGAAAUGGAUCAAGGUGAACUGAAGCUCAAUGGUAAUCAAGGCGGGAGCCUUUCAUUUGGCGAGAUAGGACCCGAAGCAUGCGGAGAUACUGGUGACUCAUCUGAUUUACUCUUCCAGUCUGCAAUGCAUCUGCCCGGUUCCGGUUCUGUGGCUCCAAAUGGACAAGGUGGAACUAAAGGCCAGGGGGAGGUUGGGGGCUUUUUUGAACCUCCCGAGAGCUCUGAAGUAAAGGGAGAUAAAUUGAUCAGGAUGCAGAAAUCAGAACAGAAUGUAUUCAGCAUGGGGGAAAACCUGCCGCUGGUGAGCGAGAGUAUCUCCGAUCCCAAGCAGGCACCUCCAUGUGUCAUCAGCGCUUCAGACAGGUCUGUACUGGGCGGUCUCCCUCUGCCCGACCUCUUUUCCCAGCACAUCAAGCAAGAGGGGAUGUUUUAUAUGGAUAAAGACUUGGGAGCUUACAGUGGACAAACAGGCUCAGGUCUGUGUGAUUUGGAUAGCAACAGUACUCCCCUAAUUGAUGAUGCAGAGAUUUGGCGAGACCUGGACCUUACAAGCUCGCUGGAAGAAAUCAGUGCCUUGGAGUUGGAUUCAGAGGUGGCACACUUGGAUAACAUCCUGCAAGACAGCAAUGGUGCUGGUGUUGAUUCUUCUAGUGGCUUGCUGAAGGAAACAAAGUCUCUCAUGGGCAAUGGAGCAAACUUUACCAGUGUAAAUGGCACAGAGCAGCAGCAACAUCGUCACCAGCAGCCUCCCCUCCACCUGGCACAGCACCAUCAGCAGCUUCAACCAAUUCUCUCAAGCGUCGUCAUCAAGGAGGAGAAGGAUCCUGAUUUCAUCCACAUCCGGACCCCUGGGGUGGUCAAGCAGGAGAAGCAGGACAGUUACUGCCAGUCGCAGUGUCUCCAGAGCGGCAUGAGCUCUCUCCACGGAGGUGCAGGGGGAGGCGCCUUGUCCUCAUCCGUAUGCCUCGGUGCUGGAUCUGGUUACCCCUACAGAGCCAGUCCAUCCUCCACGGUCACCCUGCAGGAUCAGAAGCCUUUUGGCAUAUACCCAAACCAGCCUCUAGUGGGAGAGAGGUGGAUUGAGGGAAAAGGGUACGGAGAGUCAUCUGGGAAACCUAGCAGCGGUGAUGGACUGGCCUCUGCAUCAGGCUUGCCAGGUUUCCCUGCCAGCUUUUCCAGUUCAUCGUCCAGAGCAGCAGAGUCUGGUUCUGCGGUGGGUUCUGGUCACUCCAAGCCAAGUGGACAGACCCACAAGAUCUGUUUGGUGUGCUCCGACGAGGCCUCAGGAUGCCACUAUGGGGUCGUGACCUGCGGCAGCUGCAAGGUGUUCUUCAAGAGGGCAGUUGAAGGAUGGAGAGCACGACAAAACACAGAUGGUCAGCACAACUACUUGUGUGCAGGGAGAAAUGAUUGCAUCAUUGAUAAGAUCCGUAGGAAGAACUGCCCCGCGUGCCGCUUCAGGAAAUGUCUUCAAGCCGGAAUGAACUUGGAAGCGAGGAAAAACAAGAAGCUGAUCAAGAUGAAACGGCCCGCAGGCUCAUCCGAGCCCGUCAACAACAACCUGCCCGUCCCCAUCAUCCCCAGGAGCAUGCCUCAGCUCGUGCCCACCAUGCUGUCCGUGCUCAAGGCCAUCGAACCGGAGAUCAUCUACUCGGGCUACGACAGCACGCUGCCGGACACCUCCUCACGACUCAUGACCACUCUGAACAGGCUCGGAGGGCAGCAGGUCAUCUCUGCAGUCAAGUGGGCCAAGUCACUGCCAGGUUUCCGUAACCUCCACAUUGACGACCAGAUGACGCUGCUGCAGUGCUCCUGGCUCUUCCUCAUGUCCUUCAGUCUCGGUUGGAGGUCCUACGAGCAGUGCAACGGCAGCAUGCUCUGCUUCGCCCCUGAUCUCGUCAUCAACACAGAUCGCAUGCAGCUGCCCUUCAUGACCGACCAGUGCGAGCAGAUGCUGAAAAUCUGCAAGGAGUUUGUCAGACUGCAGGUUUCCUACGACGAGUACCUGUGCAUGAAGGUCCUCCUACUGCUGAGUACAGUGCCGAAAGACGGCCUGAAGAGCCAGGCCGUGUUCGACGAGAUCCGGAUGGCGUACAUCAAGGAGCUGGGAAAAGCCAUUGUCAAGAGGGAGGAGAACGCCAGUCAGAACUGGCAGCGAUUCUACCAGCUAACUAAGCUACUGGAUUCCAUGCAGGAGAUGGUUGAGGGUCUCCUGCAGAUCUGCUUCUACACGUUUGUGAAUAAAACCCUCAGUGUGGAAUUCCCCGACAUGCUGGCGGAGAUCAUCACCAGCCAGAUACCAAAAUUCAAAGACGGCGGAGUGAAAGCUCUGCUGUUUCACCAGAAGUGACUGCCUUAAACUGUGAAGCGAUGCCUUAAGUCCCGCCCCCUUUGCCCCCCCUUCGCUGAACCUGCCUCUGUUGUCGCUCUGGUCCAGCUCUCUGUUGGAAAUUCAGCCGCACCCCCUCCAGCCUGAUCUCAGAGCCCGUCCUCUCAGCUAGCCAAGAAAAAAAAAAAAAAAAAGGCUGAAUCCUGAAUGUCUUUUUGAAUUUUUUUUUUCCAGCGCUUCACUCAUUUAUUUGGUGUUUUCCUUUUGUCUGUCGGCCUCUUCCUCUCCCCGCCUCCGGAGUUUAGGCUGUUUGCACAGAGAAACAGCUUUCCCUCCCACGAGCUUAACACUCACACUUCCCCGAGGCUCAUCCAGCCGAGUGGUACCCGCCCUCACCUGCCUGCGCAGCCUGACCUGCCUGCGCAGCCAAAAGCGAGUCUUCACCUCCCGUGGGGUUCCAGGAGACCCAAAAGUGCAGCAGAAGGAAUGACAGAGCCGCACCUUUUCUCUCUUUUUGGACUCGGGACGGUAGAAGUGUUGCAACCGGAAUCAUUCGUUCUACGUCAAAUAUUCUGUAUUUAUUCACGCAGGAAUCGUAAGCAGACUCUCACACGCUCAGCCAACUGUUUACACAGGAUGCAUCCGAGGGAAAACCAGUGCCUUUAGUUCUGCAGCUAGCCCUCCUCUCCGUCUGCACAACCCCCAUGUUUUUUGUGUUUUUCCCUGAAGCUGACAUUUCGGUGUUCUGCGUGUAAGGAUGAUGGCCUUUUGAGCGGAGAAGAAAGCUCAGCAUCUCCACUCACUCUUAGAAAAAAAUCACAAGUAGACUCAGCUAGCCGUGCGAUUUUCUCCCUUUUAGUGCAAAGUUGCCACCAGAUUCAAGCUAAAGAAGCAGCACCUGAACCCAGGUUCUGGUUGUUGGAGAAAGUCUAUUAGAGGUCAAAUAUCGUACAGCUGACAUGGUGAGAAGUGGUUUUAUUUUUCUGGGUGAAGACACUCCCUGUUCCCUCCUCAGGAAGCUCUGGAGAGCGGAGCUCGUCAGCCAAACCGCUCCGGAGUUUUUCAAACCAAUUCAGGUCGAGAAUGAAGAUGAAUUUUUAACUAUUUUACACGAAACUGCCCUUUAAUUAGCUGCAUUUUAACAGAGAAACUUACUAGGUACCUGAAAAGGUAGCACGUUCAGGCUGUCUUAGUUAUUCUAAGGUGCAUGUGAGGUCGGACUUUUGUUCAGUCCCCAUGAUUCAAGAAUCAAAAGCUCAGGUCAGGAGUGAUUACCUCGACUACAAGGGUCUCAUUAGUGCCAAAUAAGGCAGGUGUUUACUUUUUGUUUUCCCCCCUGGAAAUAUUUAAGAGUUGUAAUUUGGCUUUAAGAUUUUUUUUUUCUCAGAACGUCACAAAUCGGAAAAUAAUCUUUACUUUCCGCUCAAGUUUAGCAGCAUUUUGUAUAUUUGUAAUGUGAAUAAUCGCUCACACCAGCUUAUACGAUGGCCAAAGGCGCACGCGUCAGCGAAACACGCCGGCACGUGGAUGCACCCUCGUCCCUCCUUUCAGCUCCGCACAGCAAAAUUAAAAAAAAAAAAAAAAAGAAAGCCACUGUAUUGAUUUUUAGCUCUUCGCUCUGCAGCACUUAUUACUCUUGACAGCCAUUUGACAAACCAGGUAGCAGGUUGCCAUAGAGACCAGACAUCAUUUGUAUUUCACUUAGAGCUAACAGCAUAGCGAACUCUAAAUGCAUCAAGCUGCCAUUCAAUUAAGAGCCAUGGUUUUUCUUAAAUCCGCCAAUCGUGCUGAAGGGUCGUGACUCACAGCCAGAAGACCUUUUUUUUUUUUUUUUUUUACAGAGAAAGUUGAGCUAAAAACUAGUUUUGGUGACUCGCAUCCAGUAUUACAUGUAUCUCCAGAGGUGGCGGUGCUUCAGAAAACCAGCUUUAAAUGUGUAGAUGUGACCGUGUCCCAGCUCAUUUCUACAUGGCUGAUGGUGUACAUAGCAUAUCCUGUGAAAUGCAAGCAGUGUCUAUUACAACAAAAAAAGAACAUAUUUUUACAUAAAUCUAUAUAUAGAUAUAUACUCAGCUUUUCUGUCCUUUACAUGUUUAACUAAAGGCCUUGUGAAAGGGAGACAGAGAGCCAUAGACAUAAAAAAAGGUUUCAAAUCAGGAAAUAGACUAACUUCAGUGCUUUUGGAAAUGAUGAUGUAAAAAAAAAAACUAUUUUCUGUGAUUCUAAAUACAUCCGCUUGAUCCUCUUUGAUAUGACUAAUCAUUUUUGUACAUUGAGAGUUUCUUUAUCUUUCUGUUUGUUGUUUGAUAAAGGUAGACGUGCUGAAUACAUUAGGAAGUGUUAACCAUGUUUGUCUCGUGAAACUUAAUGUUAAUUCUAAGAGUCCGAACACGAAUGCUCACUGUGUUUCUGAGGAGGGGGAGUGGAGGGACGGCAGGUUGGAAGGAAUGGAGGUUUUUUUCUUUCUUUCUUUCUUUUUUUUUGCAUUAUACAAGAGUGACCAAAGCAGAUGAGAGGAAAAUGUAAAAAAAACAAAAUAAAUAAAACGAAGUAAUCACGCGGUUACAUUUUGUAUAGCACUUCUGGUAUGCUUUCAAAUGUGUCUUUUGUAAAAGGUCUUAGCUUUGGAUCCCAUGUAUAUUGCUGUCAGGAUUUACUGGUCACUUUAAAAAGAAGAAUAAAACAAACGAAAAAAAGAAAAAAAAAAAAACAGAAAAUCAACUGAAUCUGUGUGAAAUAAAUCUUAUGAUGAAAUUGCACUACCCUCACAUUAGUCUGUUUUGUAUAAAAGAAAUGCAAAUAUCCUCAAAGUUAAGGGCAAAUUAAGUUUCACAGAUAAAUAUAUAUAUCGAUGGCUUUCACUGACGUCUGUUUGUUUGUAUUUCAGUUAUGUAGAUGUAAUCCAAUGUUAAUAAAAAAAAAAAACUAAAAAAAAAACAGUAUAAAUAUGAGGCUCCUCAAAAACCAGUUUCAAUUUACACUUUUCUGUAGUCAGUGUCGCUAUUUGCCCAUCUGACUGUGGAGCUCCGUGAUCGGUGUGUUCAUCGGAUGGAUCUUUGUGUUGGAUGAUGUUUCAAAGCAGAAGUUCAAAAAGAAGUUUCUUUAGAUGAAACAUCUUACACAAUAAAGUUUCCUGGUUUUCAACACUGCC
Molecule: messenger RNA, 5941 nt
Organism: Oryzias melastigma (Indian medaka)
Lineage: Eukaryota; Metazoa; Chordata; Actinopteri; Beloniformes; Adrianichthyidae
Product: glucocorticoid receptor
Exons: 10
Coding region: 439-2811 (790 amino acids)
Biological process (GO): nuclear receptor-mediated glucocorticoid signaling pathway; regulation of DNA-templated transcription
Cellular component (GO): nucleus
Molecular function (GO): zinc ion binding; sequence-specific DNA binding; DNA-binding transcription factor activity
Source: RefSeq, a predicted model, not a curated record